This is a messenger RNA of Diaporthe citri, 1305 nucleotides long. RefSeq lists its product as uncharacterized. Gene Ontology annotation, molecular function: O-methyltransferase activity. The transcript has a single exon. The coding region runs from base 1 to 1305 and encodes 434 amino acids. Lineage: Eukaryota; Fungi; Ascomycota; Sordariomycetes; Diaporthales; Diaporthaceae. The record is from RefSeq and is a predicted model, not a curated record.
AUGACUACCUUGCCCACUCCCUCUCUGGUCGAGCAAGCAAACGCUAUCCUGCAAGCCGCAACCCAGCUUCAGCAGCAGCUCGAUGAUCAUGGCCUGCAACAGCCCUCCCUCGAAGUCGGAGGCCGCAAGGACUGGCACGACGCAGCUGGUAUCCCGGAAAUCCUCAAGACGAGAUCGCUUCUCAUGAACGCAAGUCAAGCAAUGCUGAGCCUUGCAUACGGUCCGGUAGACGCCAUGAGCGCUCUCACCGGGCCAGAGGUGUGCAAGCUCGAGGUGAUGCGGACACUGGAUGCCCUCGGCGUGCCCCAGGCGGUGCCCUUGCGCGCAGACAUACGCGUGGAAGAGCUGGCAGCCACGCUCGGAGUCAACGAGUCGCUCUUGUACCGACAUCUCCAGUUUGCGUUCUUACUCGGCAUGUUCUACGAGCCCAGAGAGGGUUUCGUCGCCCAUACCAAUCUUUCCACAGCUUUGGUGGACUUCUCUCCUUACAUCAAGAUGAGGUUAUCUCCGCUAUUCAUCAAAGGGGUAGACAAGGUCCCCGAGGCCCUCAAGCUGUCCAGAACGGAAUCUGGUAUUGUGCCUUGUGAGCUUGCCGAUUCUCGCCAUCGGAACAUGUGGCAGAUGCUGGAGGAGGACUACCCGGAAGGCCAGGGCAUGAAGCUCUUCAGCGCAGCCAUGGAAACCACUCUGUUGUAUUCCAUGGGGCCCACGUUGAGUCCAUAUGUCCACGGAUUCGAAUGGGGGUCUUUUGGUACGGGCACGGUCAUCGACGUAGGCGGAGGGAGCGGCCUUGUCGAGGUCAACCUGGUGAAGAAAUUCCCCGAUCUUGACUUCGUCAUCCAAGACCUACCAACGAACGCUGAGCCCGCUCAAACCUUGAUCGCCCAGCACGAAGCACAGGAUCGAAUCAGGUUCCAGGCGCACGAUUUCUUUCAGCCUCAACCCCCUCAACGAACACUACCAAAGGCGUACCUGCUCAGUCGAGUCUUGCACGACUGGCAGGAUGAUGACUGCAUCAAGAUUCUUAGGAACCUGCUCCCUGCAAUGGAAACUCACGGAACCAAGCUCUUGGUUUGCGAGCGCAUGCUCCCUGAUCGAGCAGGCGAGAUCUUCAAUCACAUUGAGCAGCUACUAAGAACACGGGACAUGAUCAUGUUCACGCUAUACGGAGGCGGAGAAAGGAGGCUGAGGGACUGGGUGGAGCUUUUCAGGAAAGCAGAUGCAAGGCUGACAGUGGAGAGUGUUAAGCAACCGUUAAACUCGGUUGCUUCUUUCUUGACCUUGGGCAUCAGGACGGACCAGUAG